CCGCUCUUUUGGGUUUCUCAUUAGUUCUCUCUUUCAGUUUUUUUUCUCUCUUGAAGCGCCCGCCCACCGACCAUUAUCAGCACCGGCCUUAUAUAUGCAGCCUGAUGCUGUUGUUUACGAUUACACACACUUUUGCAGCUCAAACCGUCACCAGCCACCACAACCAUGAGGGAGUUCAAGAGCAAAGACUUUUGGAGGGCCGUUCUGGCCGAGCUGGUCGGCAUGACCUUCUUCAUUUUCCUCAGCAUCUCUGCAGCCAUAGGAAACCCCAACAACGGCAACCCGGAUCAGGAGGUGAAGGUGUCGCUGACCUUUGGAUUAGCCAUCGCCACGCUGGCCCAAAGCUUAGGCCACAUCAGUGGAGCCCACCUGAACCCUGCCGUCACCCUCGGCAUGCUCGCCAGCUGCCAGAUCAGUGUGUUCAAGGCGGUCAUGUACAUUGUGGCUCAGAUGUUGGGUUCAGCCCUCGCCAGCGGCAUCGUUUAUGGGACGCGACCCUCCAACAGCAGCGCCCUGGGGCUCAACUCUCUUAACGGCAUCACCCCCAGCCAAGGAGUGGGCAUCGAGCUCCUGGCCACCUUCCAGCUGGUGCUGUGUGUCAUUGCAGUCACUGAUAAAAGGAGGCGUGACGUCACGGGCUCUGCACCCCUGGCCAUUGGCCUCUCCGUUUGCCUGGGACAUUUGGCAGCUAUCAGCUACACAGGUUGCGGCAUCAAUCCUGCUCGCUCCUUUGGUCCAGCUUUGAUCCUGAACGAUUUUACAGACCACUGGGUGUACUGGGUGGGCCCAAUGUGUGGCGGAGUAGCGGCAGCCCUCAUCUACGAUUUCCUGCUGUCCCCAAAGUUUGACGACUUCCCUGACCGCAUGAAGGUUCUGGUCAGCGGUCCGGUGGGAGACUACGACGUAAACGGAGGGAACGAGUCUGCGACUGUGGAGAUGUCUUCAAAGUAGUUGCAGUUUUUUUCCCCGUUGCGCCCUUGUAAAUGUCUAUACUAAAAAAAAUAAAUAUGUACAAAAGUAAAAUUCAAAAGCUUUGAAAUGUAGUGUAGAGUUUUAACAUUGUUUUGAAAUGCCAAGGAGGAUUGUGGUCUACGGGUGGUGAGGCUUUGGAAUUCACUCCUUUUAUCAGCGCAGCACCAGCUCCUUAUCAAACUGCGGCUGAAGUUUAAAACCCGUGUGCUGAUCUUUUUUCUCCAUAUCAGUAUUGUAUGUUGAAGCCUAUUUUUGUAUAUUACCUGUUUCACUUAUUCCUGAUGGACGUUAUAUUGUGUGCACUCUUUUGUCUGACUUUUUUUACGUAAAAUAAAACACGAUGUGAGAAUUCA
Messenger RNA from Oryzias melastigma (Indian medaka), 1325 nucleotides. RefSeq names its product aquaporin-1. The transcript has 4 exons. The record is from RefSeq and is a predicted model, not a curated record. Gene Ontology annotation, molecular function: ammonium channel activity; water channel activity; glycerol transmembrane transporter activity. Bases 166 to 951 code for a protein of 261 amino acids. Gene Ontology annotation, biological process: renal water transport; hyperosmotic response; carbon dioxide transmembrane transport. NCBI's taxonomy places the organism in Eukaryota, Metazoa, Chordata, Actinopteri, Beloniformes, Adrianichthyidae. Gene Ontology annotation, cellular component: membrane.